UCAAAAGAUGACCCCCAAAAGUUGGCAGAACUAGACAAAUUAAUCUCUGCCAGUUCCUUAGGGGUGGAGCAUUUCCUGCGUGAGUUGGGACAGUUGUAUGAGGCUGAACACGCAAUGGUGAAAGAAGGUAAACUGGCAGAAAGCCAAAGACAAUUCGUCCAUCUCCCAGGCAUAGCAGCUGACCUGAUGCUGGAAGGGUUUCCCAUGGAGCUGAUCGAUGGAGAUGCAUCCAACAUCCCACUGCAGUGGGUGACAGAUGUUCUGAGUCAGCUCCAUGCCAAGCUCAGGGGAAGGUCCAAAAUGCUGGUUCUAACAGUGCUGGGAGUGCAGAGCACUGGGAAAUCCACCCUCCUCAACACCAUGUUCGGCCUGCAGUUUGCAGUGAGCAGUGGCCGAUGUACGCGAGGAGCCUUCAUGUCACUCAUUAAAGUGGCAGAGAACUUUCAGCAGGAGCUGGGCUGUGAUUUCAUCCUGGUGAUAGACACAGAAGGCUUUAAAGCCCCUGAACUGGCCAAGCUGGAGGACAGUUAUCAACAUGACAAUGAGCUGGCCACACUGGUGAUUGGACUGAGUGACAUAACGAUCAUUAACAUGGCCAUGGAGAAUGCCACUGACAUGAAGCAUGUUCUGCAAACUGUGGUCCAUGCCUUCCUCAGAAUGGAGGAAAUAGGGCAAAAACCCAACUGCCAGUUUGUGCAUCAGAACGUCAGUGAUGUGUCUGCGCAUGAACAAAACAUGAGGGACAGGAAACACCUCCUGGAGCAGCUGAAUGAAAUGACCAAAGCUGCAGCAAGGAUGGAAAAGAAAGGCCGGGAGCUGACAUUUUCUGAUAUUAUGGACUAUGAUCUGGAAAAACACAAUUGGUACAUUCCUGCUCUGUGGCAUGGAGUCCCGCCUAUGGCUCCAGUGAAUAUGGGAUACAGUGAAAAGGUUUAUGAAUUAAAGAAAUAUUUGUUUGAAUUUCUGAAAGGCUGUUCACAAAACAGAUCUCCCAAGGACAUCCCCCAAUUUCUCGAAUGGGUGAGGAGCCUGUGGAAUGCUGUAAAACAUGAGAACUUCAUUUUCAGCUUUAGAAACAGUCUCGUCGCUGAAGCCUAUAACCAGUUGUCUGUAAAUUAUGCAGAAUGGGAAUUGGGUUUCCGCAAGAUGAUGCACCUCUGGGUAUCUGAAAAGGAAACUUUCAUCCAAAAUCAGCCACCAGAUAAGCUAGACACAAGUGUUUUAACCAAACUAAAGAAUGAGGCACAGGACAAACUGAGACAAGAAGCAAAGAAGAUUUUGGAUCAUUUAAAACAAUAUUUUGAAAGUGGAGCAGAAAAUCUGCACCUGAUAGAAAAGUACAAAGAGGAUUUUAGGAGAAGUGCAAAUGGUCUGAGGAAUGAACUGGAGAGUUAUUCAUUCAGCAAGUUGGAAGAAGCGAUUGAAAUUAGAAAAGGCCGACAUAAAACAGACGCUGUCCUGUCACAGUACAAGAGAAGAAUUGAAGAGAAAGUUGACAGGCUUCUGAACCAUUGCAGGAAAAGCAAAUGCAAACUAAAUAAUGAUGAACAGGAGAAAGAAUUUGAAACCAUGUGGAGAGAAACAUUGUCAGAAUUAUCACUCAUUCCUUUACAGAAACGCAUCAUAUAUAAGGAUGUGGAGUUCCAUUUGAGAAGAGACCUAGAGAAUAGGGGGAGUGCAGCAUGGCAGAUGUUAAAGGAGGCCAAAAGCUUGUCUACUUAUAGAACACAAAAUUUCAAAAUGAAAAAUGAAUACUUCGACUUCAGUGUGCUCAAAUGUAAGAAAAUAUCAGAGUCAGCUGUAAAAGCGUUGCAAGGUGUGAAAGAGUUCUUUACACAGGAACGCUGGCAUAAAACAGAGGCUCUGGCUAAAUUCUUAAUAGCUGAGUGCAAUAGUUACACUGAAGAAAAGGUAAAUGGCAAAGCAGAUUAUGAUGAUACUUAUUGCAGAGAGUUGUUGCGGAUGAUUAACGAGCAGCUUCAGCAGGCGAAUGUUCAAAACCUUCACAUCAGCUCUUGUUUUGAAGUCGAGCUGAAGCUUCACAUUUUGGGGGAUGCAGCUCGGGCAUUUCAGAAGAUGCAUGAAGAAUUCAUUAAAGAAAAUUACCCUCUGCAACGUCUGGGGAAACUGAAACCUCAGUAUCUCUCCACGUUCAAAGCUCUGUACUUAGAGAAGGAUGAGUGUCAAGAUAGGGCCUGGAAUUUCUGUGAUCAGUGUCUGAGACCUGCCCUGGUGGACUAUGUGAACAAGAGACUUGGGACAGAAAUCGUGGAUGACAUUCUCAGCAGUGAACAGUCUGUUGAGUACAGCACACGGAACUUCUUCCAAUUCUUUGUUCUGAAGCAGCUCUUGGAAGAAAAUGACUUUAACAAUUAUGUGCAAUACACAAGGAAUUAUGUAGAUUUUAUCAAAACCCAGAUACAGAAAAACGUGUUAAAACAUUACAGAGAGAAGGCAAGUCUGGGAGAUUUGGAGAAAAGGAUUUUCUCCCCAAUAAUUAAUAAACUCAGUGAUGUUCUGAAAAACUCCAAAGGUGAGAAGACUAAGACAGUCUCUGCCUUUUUAGACAACUUGUGUGAAAAGCUGCAGCAGGAUCUAGUCAUUCCCAAGGACAGUUUAGAAGUGAUACUGUUUAAAAACACAGCAAGUGCAGACCAAUUUUCAGCUUUUAUAGAACAGUUUAUUCCUGAUCUGGAAAAACGAAUUUUAUCCACUUUUGAAAAUCUGAAAAUUCAGUCAAAACUCUCAAAACUUGCAGUGAAGCCGCAGGAUGAGAUCUUCAAGCGAGUGUUUGGCUGUGGGAAGCAGUGUCCAUUCUGUAAAGUCCCCUGUGACGCAGGAACCCCUGCACAUACAGAGCAUUUUGCAGCAGUGCAUCGACCUGAAGGAUUAGGGGCAUACUGGUGGGUAACAACAGACAUACUUAGCUAUGAUAUAUGCUCCUCUUCUGUGGCUUCCAAUGGCACAUUCAGAUGUACAGAGACAAAAUGGGAACCUCAUCCUUAUAAAGAUUAUCGGAAAUAUUUUCCAGACUGGCGCAUCCAGCCAGAUCCCAGCAUCACGGCUUCCGAUUACUGGAAGUUUGUUUUCAAGGAAUUCAAUCACCAGUUUGCUGAGGCGUUUGAUGCUCUCCCUGCCGAUUUCCCUGAGGACUGGUGUAAAAUAACCAAAGAGCAGGCCCUGGAGAGCCUAAAGGAAGCCUUUAAAUUGAAGUAAAAAAGAGGCUGAGAAACUCCAUUGUGAGCAGAAAGUUACAGCAGUGAAUUUUCUUUACAUGUGGCAUGUGAAAAAAUCCCAUAUCUUCUAAAUAUGGAAUGUUGUUUCUCUUUUAGUAUAAGACACAGGUUGCAGCUUUCAAACAGAUAAAGAAGCAAUGCUUUUUCACAUCACAUAGAAUUUAUGGCAAAAUUAAAGAUGAGGGAAAGACCCAUAUGUGGAGUUUCUGCAUCUUUGUCUUAAGGAGCAAAUGACCAAAAUCCCAAAUUUGUCCUCACCACUGCAUUUUACUGGUGCAGUGGUUAGGACAAAUAACCUGCACUUUUGCGGCUAAUCUGACACCCAACAGCCUGGCCCUGAUUCUCACCUUCCAUGGGAAAACACAUGGGAGGGAAAAAACAUUUCAGCAACAACAACAACGGAGGUUUGCAGCAUAACGUAAUGGGGAAGGGAGGGAUGCAGGCAGCAAACCCAACAGACCCUGAGGAUUCAAAGGGAAUCCCCACAAGCCCAUCCCACCCCUGAGAAUGGUCUUUCCAUCUGCCCUGCACUCUGCCCCGCACACCCCUCUCACCCAGGGCAGUAAGGCUGAGGCGCCAUGGCGAUUGCCGGCCACCCUCUGCAUAGGGGUGCUGUGGGGAUGGGGGGAUGGGCGAGGAAGGGAAGUGGCGGAUGCUGCCCCAUCCAAGAGAUUAAAAAACAGACUAGAAAUGUCACUUUUGGGCCAGGCAUGCAGCGCCCUUACACUCCGCUUGGUGCCAUUUCUCUGUCUGUCUCUCUGUCUGUGAUGGGACAAUUUUUCAAUGUCUCAUCUGAUCAAUUCCAGAAUUCCAGGCAGUGAAAUGGCCAGAACCCUUUUGAUUUUAGAGGAAAUCAGUAAACCACAAUGGGCAAAAUGGGGGACACAUGAAGCUCCUGGCAUCCAUUUAGCACAGCCACAUCUUCAAGCACCUCUGCAGUUGCCUAUAGAUCAAAGAACUAGCUUAUGGCUGGAUUAAUGCCUCCAGCAUAACAACACCCCCAGCUCAGCUCUGCCUAUCCUCCCAGUGGAGUGUAAGAUGUUGGCCACCUGAAUGGCUGAUGUCCCAGAAAAAAAACAAUAUGGAGGAGGGAUGGAAGAAGUCCUGUUUAUUUGCAUGGUAAAAUGG
Messenger RNA from Chrysemys picta bellii (western painted turtle), 4364 nucleotides. The record is from RefSeq and is a predicted model, not a curated record. Lineage: Eukaryota; Metazoa; Chordata; Testudines; Emydidae.